Molecule: messenger RNA, 1569 nt
Organism: Aspergillus puulaauensis
Lineage: Eukaryota; Fungi; Ascomycota; Eurotiomycetes; Eurotiales; Aspergillaceae
Exons: 5
Coding region: 1-1569 (522 amino acids)
Source: RefSeq, a predicted model, not a curated record
AUGUAUCAGUUCAACCGUGAGUUAACUGCGAGGGGGGUCGAGUGGAACCCCAGCAGUCUUUAUUUUGUACUGGAGGCUUGGGAUUAUCCCGGUGCCAGCUCUGCGACGGACUGGAAUUUCCGCACUGGCAUCAUCGAUGAAGACCAGAUUGAAGAAUGGCUUGACCAGACCGGAGAAUUUUCUAUGCCAAUUGCACCUGCGGGUGUUGGUCCGGCCCACGGAGGCAUACGAUUGUUGGCAUGUAACUACACCCUAUUCAAAAAAGCAUCAGUAAGGAUGUCUCGUGGAACAUUCGAACUAGUCGAAUCGAGAUUUCACCUCCACCCAGCGACACUGCACUCGUUGGAGGUGGCCGGUGGUACCUUUUCGCGACAUUUUGGCAGUGGCACGGACGGAGAUUGGACAUCAAUCAUUCUGAAAGUACCGCAAAAGUUCGAGAUAGGCAACCACAUGCUUUCGCUCACACAUCAUACAAAUUCGCGCUGGACGACAGCUUUGCUCGCGGGCGAGUCGAUUGUUGAGGCACUACCCCAUGCUCAGCAUACGGCCCCAGAGGCCCUGGGACGAUUAUCCCCAUGUGCUAUAAUCCGAGAAUAUCUAACUCGUUCUCCAAGACUUUGGAACUACCCCCUCACGUUGCCAUGCAUCAUUCUGACUGAUCAUUUGCGCCGGGCGCAAUCAUACUCCGCCAGGGAUCUUACGCAGAGCGUAAUGUCCAUAGAAGAACAGCUUGGAGUAACGCGAGUUGGAAGAAGGGGCAAUGGACCAAUCUCUCGCAGCGUAAGGGGGAUUAUGGGCACAGAGGGAAGGCCUGUGCAAAGAACCCAUGCUGAGCAUCUCACUGUUGAGAUAAAUACACAGGUCACUAGGGUGCGUUUUACGUCUGCAUCUCCAAUGUGGAAUCAUGAGGCAUCUGUGAUGAUUAUCGGCCUUGCAAGGGAGUUCUCUAGACUCAUGGGCCAAGUGCCUAAUUCAGACGAUGAAAUCAUAGGCUUAUUGGAACAUAAUAUCAACAUUGCAAGGUCGCUUGAGGAUCAUGUUCUCGGACUACAGAAACGAUUGGAACUGCAACUGAAUGUGCUCUACAGUUUCGUGGCCCAAACAGAUAACCGAAUGAACGCACGUCUUGCUGCAACAGCUGGAAGGGACAGUACAUCAAUGAAGAUAUUAGCUUUCAUCACCACCAUAUUUCUUCCAGGGACUUUCGUUGCGACUCUGUUUUCAAUGAAUAUGUUCAACUGGGAGGACCAGGGAUCGGACAGGACUGUGUCAUCCAAGUUCUGGAUCUACUGGGCGGUUGCAGCACCUCUUACGGUCAUGACCCUCGGCGGAUGGGGGCUAUGGUGGAAUUUCGAGAAACAUCGCUAUGAUGAGCACCUAGAAAGCACCGUUAAACGAGCAGGAGAAGUGAACCCACCGCCAUGGUGGCAAAGACUGUUACGAGUUCGGGAGACUUCACGCCCGGAGAAAUACGAUGUUCCAACAGUGAUACCAGUUGACGUCCAGGGAAAUGCCAGACAACGUGUACGAGCUGAACGACCGGAGCGCAGAGCCAGUAGGACGCGGUGA